Nycticebus coucang (slow loris) is the source of this 2686-nucleotide messenger RNA. RefSeq names its product retinol dehydrogenase 5 (gene RDH5). The record is from RefSeq and is a predicted model, not a curated record. Lineage: Eukaryota; Metazoa; Chordata; Mammalia; Primates; Lorisidae. The coding region runs from base 1610 to 2566 and encodes 318 amino acids. The transcript is spliced from 4 exons.
GGAAGAUGGGACAGAUACCAUUUAGGUAGAGGGUGGAAUUUGCUUCCUCUUACUAUCCCAGCUCUCUUCUCCUUGGCCUGGUGCAGGUGCCUGUUGGGUAAGCAGAGGGUGGGGGUUUCCCAUACCUCCCCAGAGAAGGUCUUAGUAGCCCCUGCCCCAGGCUUCCUAGUUCAGAACCUGAGUUUCCUACAGAGCAGAAAUAAGAAAGGAAGCAGGCCCGCUCCCAGCUCUGGCUCUCUGCCGUUCCACGUGCUCAUGGCCUCUCCCAGGCUAACACUAAGCAGUCAUGAGUCUGAGCCAGGUGGGAGAUUAAUUCUUGGGGGCACUUCAGGGCUGAGAAGGGGGAGGAAUGACAGGUGGAAGGCCACCAACAGAAAGGGGCAACUGCUAUCCUUGACAUUACUGUCCUCCUGGGAGACCAUGGCAUAGGUGGUAGGAGCCCAGGCUGAGAAUGACAGCCAAGGAGGGGACUGGGCAGGUUUGGCCUCUGCCAGCCCCUGGCUUCAUGCAGGCAGGCUUCAGCCUCUCUGGCUCCCCCUCAGCCCUCCCUAGCGCACAUGCACUUAAAAUUCCUGGCACCCACAUCCACCCACUCUGGACUUUGGCCUUUGCUGUAGCUAGUGUGGGAUCCUGGGAAAACUGGGAACAAAGUCUCUCAAACAAAAGAAAAGAAGAAGUUACAGGGUUCGUAGUACCUGCCAGCCUUCCCUAGAGGAGGUAAGUGGGACCUUGUGGGCUGGGUGCUAUAAGACUAGCUAGAUAUUGCACAUGUUAAUAGACAAGUCCUUAGGCUUUUAAUACGCUCCUUCCACGCUAUGCCGUUCUAUCCUCCACAGCUUGGAGGUGAGCCUGGUGGUGCCAACCCUACCUGGUAGGGGAGGAGACAUGCUCAGAGAUGCAGCAGGAUGCUCAGCAUCACACAGCAAGUUUGGGAGCCACCAAGACUAAAAUACAAGGCUUGUGGCUUGGCUCCUGUAGCUCAGGGCUAGGGCACCAGCCACAUAAACCAGAGCUGGCGGGUUUGAACCCAGCCCGGGCCUGCCAAACAACGACAACUACAUACAAAAAAACUAGCCAGGCAUUGUGGCAAGUGCCUGUAGUCCCAGCUACUUGGAAGGCUGAGACAAUAGAAUCGCUUAAGCCCAAGAGUUUAAGGUUGCUGUGAGCUGUGACGCCAUGGCACUCUACCGAGGGCGAUAUAAUGAAAUUCUGUCUCAAGAAAAAAAAUACAAAGCUUGUGGCACUGUAUGUGGUUCUAAAAACAAGACCCAGGUUACACUGAGUGGGUUUGGGUUUCCCUGGUGUUAGUGAGAGAGAAGGUACAACAGCAAGCAAGAAGCAGCCCUGCCCUCAGGCCAUGGGUCUGCAGACAGGGCCUCGCCCGGCCAGUGUUAGUCAUCAGCCACGGAUACAGGGUCCAUCCACAUCUUUGCUUUGCAUAGCUGAGCCAUAGUUUGGCAAUUGUCUGCCAAGCAGAUAAUUUCUCAGUCUGCUCAGACCACUACAGCUAGGGAGGAUAUUAGAGGCAAGGGCUUGAGGGCCAAAGUAAAUAGGACAAGUUUUCCUGCCCAGCCUAGGCUGCCACCUGCAGGUCACCUGGGCCCUGGCCAUGUGGCUGCCUCUGCUGCUGGGUGCCUUGCUCUGGGCUGUGCUGUGGUUGCUCAGGGACCGGCAGAGCCUGCCUGCCAGCAAUGCCUUCAUCUUCAUCACCGGCUGUGACUCAGGCUUCGGGCGCCUUCUGGCACUGCAGCUGGACCAAAGGGGCUUCCGGGUCCUGGCCAGCUGCCUGACUCCCUCAGGGGCAGAGGACCUACAGCGGGUGGCCUCCUCCCGCCUCCACACCACCCUGCUGGAUGUCACUGACCCCCAGAGUGUCCAGCAGGCAGCCAAGUGGGUGGAGACACACGCUAGGGAGGCAGGGCUUUUUGGUCUGGUGAAUAACGCUGGUGUGGCUGGUAUCAUCGGGCCCACACCAUGGCUAACACAGGACGAUUUCCAUCAUGUGCUGAAUGUGAACACGUUGGGUCCCAUCAGGAUCACCCUUGCCCUGCUGCCUCUGUUGCAGCAGGCACAAGGGCGGGUGAUCAACAUCACCAGUGUCCUGGGUCGCCUGGCAGCCAAUGGUGGGGGCUACUGUGUGUCCAAGUUUGGCCUGGAGGCCUUCUCCGACAGCCUGAGGAGGGACGUGGCUCCUUUUGGGGUACGAGUCUGCAUUGUGGAGCCUGGCUUCUUCCGAACCCCUGUGACCAACCUGGAGAGUUUGGAGAAGGCUUUGCAGGCCUGCUGGGCACAGCUACCUCCAGCCACACAGGCCUGCUAUGGGGAGGCCUUCCUUACCAAAUACCUGAAAGUGCAGAAGCGCAUCAUGAACCUGAUCUGUGACCCAGACCUAACCAAGGUGAGCAAGUGCGUGGAGCAUGCGCUGACUGCACGGCACCCCAGAACCCGCUACAGCCCAGGCUGGGACGCCAAGCUGCUCUGGUUGCCUGCCUCCUACCUGCCAGCCAGCCUGGUGGAUGCUGUGCUCACCUGGGUCCUUCCCAAACCUGCCCAGGCAGUCUACUGAACCCAGCCUUCCAGUAAGAGAUUAUUGUUCAAAGCAAGGACUUUCAUUUAUUUCUGUCCCAAACCCCACUAACCGCCUGGUACCUGACACAAAAUGGGUACUCAAUAAAAGUGUAUUGUU